AUGGGCGACGUCGACGAGACCGCAAAACUAUGGAAGGUCAAUCGUACAAUCCACGAACUCGUCAAAGACAGAGGAUUCCUCGUUUCAGAUGAAGAAAUCAACAUGGACCUGCAGCGCUUUCGCGACCUUUACGCGAACAAUGGCGGUGUGGUCGACCGAAACCAGCUUAAUUUCUACACAACAUCGCGCUCCAACCCCACAGAUCAAAUUUUCAUAUUCUUCUCAGAAGAACGUAGUGUUGGUGUAAAAACGAUGCGAAAACUGCUUAGCAUCCUGGAGGAAAAAAAGAUUCAACGAGGCAUCAUCGUCUUUCCGGGGAAUAUGACACCAUCAGCGCGCAAGGUUAUCGUCGCAAUGGCAGCUGAGUACCGCCUCGAGGAGUUCUCGGAGGCCGACCUAUUGGUUAACAUCACGCACCAUACCCUAGUACCUCGUCACGAGGUUCUGACCCCGGAGGAAAAGCGACUAUUGCUGGAAAAAUACCGUCUGAAAGAAACUCAACUACCUCGAAUCCAGCUAGCAGAUCCAGUCGCACGGUACUAUGGGCUCCGUCGAGGCCAAGUGGUCAAAAUUACACGACCCAGUGAAACGAGCGGUCGAUAUGCAAGCUAUCGUAUAUGCUUCUAG
Messenger RNA from Cyclocybe aegerita, 627 nucleotides. Lineage: Eukaryota; Fungi; Basidiomycota; Agaricomycetes; Agaricales; Hemipholiotaceae. The record is from the annotation of a GenBank genome assembly.